AAAAUACAAAUCCAUUACUUCUCUUCAAAAUUAUACGUAGCAGCUCCUAAUAACAAGGUGAGUGAUCAUGAUGGAGAAGCAGGGUACGUGCUUGACUAACUCACGCAACUUAAGAACCAAGGUUCUGUCAUGAGGGGAGGAUCCAGGAAAUUCAUCUUGGGAGGGUAGUAAUUUAAAUAAAAUAUUUUUCGGGAGGGCGGAAAUUAUUUUUCGUAUAUAUCUACACUAAAAAAAAUUGUUGGGGCGACGGUAGCUCCCCUGGGUCUCUACAACGAUCUGCCCUUGUCUGUCAUAUACAGACUAUUUAAAUUCUUAUUUUGAUUGCUUAUUAUAGUUGGGCUUUUGGAAUUGGCUCCAUUAGAUAUGAGUUAUAGUAGUAUAUAUGAUAUUAUAUGAGUUUGUUUAUCACGUGCUCUGCUUCUCCAGCAAGAACACUCUAUCUUAUGAUCACUGCCAUGCAUCAUCCGAAUUUUCAGAUCAGCCUCAAGCCCCCAUCAUCUCUCCGGUCUCCUAAUUUAUUGAGGCAACCUUGUAGUAGAGGCGUAAGAGUGUACAUGAGACCGAGAGAGCAGAAAGGGACACAAACUGAAAUUGGGAGUUGGGCCGAAAAAGAAAGGCUCUGACAUGAACAUUGGGCCGAAGUAGAAAAAGGCCCGACAUGAACAUUGAGCCGACGUAUAGUAGAAGAAGAUCUGAAAUUAAUUGUGGGCUGUACUAGAAAAGGGUCCAACCCCAGCGUCAGGAUUCAACCCCGUCAAUAUUAAUUGUCACGUUUUGGUUUGUGAAGUUUCUUUGGAGCUGAAGCUAUUUUACAAUUCUCCAUACAUGAUUUUGACAACAUAUCUCAUAUGUACUUCACUACUUCUCAGUUCUCUGUAGUUAUACAUUUCUCUCUUUGUGUUUUCUUCACUAGGAUUCUACGAAAAUAUUUCUCUUCACAUAGAGAUAGAUAUGGUUGAUAUGCACUAAUUAGUAGUGCAUAAGUGUAUGUUUUUAUGUUUGAUUUGUGUGUAUUGUUUAUCGUUUUAUUUAGUUUGUAAACAUUUGUGUGAUUUUAGUUGUAAUUGUAUUUUAGUUCUCAUUUGUAAGUUGUAAAGUAGAGUUAGGAUUCAUGGUGUUGGAAAGGAAGACUUUGAAUGUGAAGAAAAAUAAUUCUUGGCUGCCCAGGACAAAUCACCCGGUCGGGUGAGGUAUUGCACCCGGUCGGGUGAGACAUUGAAAUGUGAAACUGCUCAGGAAAUUACAUCACCCGGUCGGGUGAGGUAUUUCACCCGGUCGGGUCCGACUUGACCCGGAACACCAGAACGUGCCGAAGAUCACCAGAACGUGGAGGAUAUUUGAUUUUGACAUGCACCCGGUCGGGUGGGCACUUUACCCGGUCGGGUACCCGGCCAAAGGUGUUGAAAAACACCUAUAAAUAGCCCCAUUUUCCUUCACAAAUAAUCAUCCUUUCUUCCAUACUCUUAAGCUCAGUUUAGAUUAGUGUUUUCUUUAUAUUUUCUAUCAUGUUUAGUCUCCAAAUGAGGAGCUAAACUCUUCCAUCUUGGUUUUGCUCCUUUGAAGCUUAAUGAAUUUGUAAGUUGUGAGUUAUUAUCUUUAAUCUUCUUUCUUGAAUAUUAAUUCUUUCUUUAAAUACUAUUUCUAUAUCAAUGUUGGGGAGUGUUACUAAGAUGACAAUUAGUUAACAUCUUGACAUUAGUUAUAGUAAUAGUUAUUUCUUCCUCUACGUUAAUAUCGGGGAGUGUUACUAAGAUGACAAUUAGUUAACAUCUUGAUAUUAACUAUAGUAGGAUUCAUCUUCUUUAAUAUUCUUUCUUGAGUAUUAAUUAAUUCCUAUUCAUAUUUCAUAUUAAUAUUUUGAACAUUACUUAAAGGAUCAACUAGUUUUGUUCCAUAUAUUAAUUAAUACUAGAAUCGGUCGAUUAAUACGCUUGUUAUUAAUUCGGUCCUUUCACGGUAGUAAACUUGGAUUAUUAAUGCAUGCAUCUCAUGGUCAAUAAUCUAAGGGGAAUUAAUUACAUUGAUUAACCAACAAACCGCUUGUGUUGAGGUUAUCAAUCUCAAUCGUUUUCAUCUUAAGUUUAUUGCUACUAUCAAGUUAAUAUACGGCGCUUGUUCUAUAUUGACUCGAUAGUAAGAUUUAUUAAUGAACGCAUCUCGUUAUUAAUAACUACCCUCGAUGAACUGGAUAUACUCCUCGAUUGAGUAUUCGAGAGGAAGAUAGUUAAAGAUAUAACCGGGAUCGACGAACAUUUCAUUAAGUGGAUAAGAGCAAAGCCAAGCCUCCUUCUCAUUAAUUAAACCACAUAACUCGUUCAUCUUCGUGCUUAAAUAUAAUUUAAGUUCAUCAACCAAAUAUAAAACCCCCCCCUGUUAUUACUUAUUUAUUUUUAUAAAAAGAGAAGUGUUCCUUUCCCUGUGGAUACGAACCUUACUUCAUUAUACUACGUAUAAUUGUUGUAUUGAUUAUUAUUUUGAGUGCACAUCACGACAAAGUGCACGUCAAAUUUGGCGCCGUUGCCGGGGAAAGGCAAUUAUUUUUCUUUUUAUUUUAUUCCAAGAAAAAUCAACAAAAAAAAAAUAAUUAAAUAAAAAUAUAAAGAAUUCUUAUUUUCUAUUUCUGAGCUUUGUUUGAGUAUAUGGUUAAACACCGAUCUAUAAACCAAAUCACCUACCAAACAAAUCCCGAAACGGAACAAGCCUUCGAGAGGUUUAGGAAUUUAUUUCCGAAUACUUCUUCGGAGGAAUCAUCAAGCGCUAGUUCUUCUUCUAGCGAGAACGAAGAGCCAAUCACUAUGGCUCAAGAGACGAGAACAUUGAGGGAGCUCACCGCUCCAAAUCUCAACCAACAACCAUUGUGUAUUACCUUCCCUACACUCAAUGAAGGUAAUACUUUUGAGCUCAAAUCGGGGCUUAUCCAUCUACUUCCUUCCUUCCACGGGCUAAGAGGAGAGGACCCGAACAAACAUCUCUCGGAAUUCCAUAUUGUUUGCACGAGCAUGUGCCCAAAUGGAGUCACCGAGGAACAAAUCAAAUUGAGGGCUUUUCCAUUCUCCCUUAAAGACACCGCAAAGGAUUGGCUAUUCUAUCUUCCUUCGGGGAGUAUAGAUACAUGGGCAGCAAUGAAGAAAUGCUUCCUAGAAAGGUAUUAUCCCGCUUCUGUCUCAUCAUCUUUGAAAAAACAAAUAAGCAACAUUGAUCAAAAAGAUGAUGAGUCCUUAUAUGAAUAUUGGGAGCGAUUCAAAAAGUUGUGUGCUAGUUGCCCAUAUCAUGGGUACACUGAGCAAGACCUCAUCCUUUACUUUUAUGAUGGUCUUGCGGAUCAAGAUAGGCGCAUGGUUAAUGCGGCGAGUGGAGGGGGAAUUGUUAACAAAACCCCUUCUCAAGCAAGAAAUCUCAUCUCGGAGUUGACCGAGAAUUCUAGAUACUACAAUGGGAGAUCCUCAACCCGAAGGGUUGCCGCGGCGGAAUCCAACACCUCGUUGGAAAGUCAAGUGGCCGGCUUGACUUCUUUGGUUAAAGAUUUUCUCUUAAAACCCAAAACCCAAGAAGUCAAGGUUUGCGGCAUAUGUUCAACACAAGGGCAUCCGACCGAUUCAUGUCCAUCAAUACAAGAGGAGAAUUUUGAGCAAGUCAACGCAUUGGGUUUCCAAGGACAACAACAAAGGAGGUACGACCCAUUCUCAAAUUCUUACAACCACGGAAUGAGGGAUCAUUCAAACUUGAGGUACGGAAACCCCCAACAAUCAAACUCACCUUCUCAACCACCUUUCAACAAUCAAGGCUCAAAUUCUCAACCCAAUAUGUCAACUGAUGACAUGAUAAGAGCUUUGACUUCAAACAUGGUUACCAUGCAACAAAGCAUGGGACAAUUUCAACAAACCAUGAUACAAUUCCAACAUGAGACAAAGUCAAGCAUUAAAAAUUUGGAAACUCAAGUUAGCCAAAUUUCAAAUGCCGUAAGCCGACUUGAAGCAAAGGACUCGGGUAAACUCCCGUCUCAAACGGAGCAAAACCCGAGACAACAUGUAAAUGCAAUCAUGUUGAGAAGUGAGACGAUAUUGAAAGAGUUAGAGAAGGAAGAACAAAAGGUUGAGCAAGUUGAUCGUGAAGAGGAAGCUCACUUGGAGGAGGAAAACACAAAGGCAAAAUUACCUCCACAUUCAUCAUAUGAACCAGUGGCCCCAUUUCCCGAGGCAUUGAGGGAGACAAAGAAGCUUGACAAAGAUGCUGACAUCUAUGAAACUUUCUCCAAGUGUGAGGUAAACAUUCCACUCCUUAACUCAAUUAAAAGUAUUCCCCGUUUUGCUAAAUUUUUAAAAGAAUUAUGCAAAACAAAAACAAAAAAUAAAGUGAAGGGAAAACAAGAGGUUGUGGUGAGUGAACAUGUUUCGGCCCUUUUUCAAAAGAAACUCCCCGAAAAAUGUAGCGACCCGGGCAUGUUCACUAUUCCCUGCAAAAUAGGGGACACUUUAUUUCCUAGGGCCUUGUUGGAUUUAGGGGCUUCAGUCAAUGUUAUUCCAUAUUCAUUAUACAAAUCCCUAAAACUUGGCCCUAUGCAUGAAACCGGGGUAGUAAUCCAAUUGGCAGAUAGGUCUUGCACUUACCCAAAGGGUGUAGUAGAGGACGUGCUAGUACAAGUUAAAAAUUUGGUCUUCCCUGUUGAUUUCUAUAUUCUUGAAAUGGAAGCCGAUAACCAAACUACACCCAUCCUUUUGGGGAGACCUUUCUUAAAAACUGCCCAAACAAAAAUAGACGUGUCUAAUGGUUCAUUAACAUUGGAAUUUGAUGACCAAAAGGUAGAAUUCAACAUCUUUGAUUCUACGAAAAAACAAUUUAAAGACCAAUCUCUUUGUUCUCUAAAUGUUUUUGAACCACAAGCACGAAAUAUUUUUAUUGAAAAAGAUACUAAGAAAACAUCAAUUUUUGAAAAAAGAAUUGAACAAAAAAAAUCUAUUUUGAAAGAAGAGUCGCCUCAAAGCGAGUUGGAACCACCUGUGGUCGAGGCGAUAACAAAGAAGAAACUUCGGCCUUACUGGAAAAGGCCGAAGAAAAAGAAUGAAACAAGGGAUGUCCACGAUCCCACAUAAAAAAAUAAAAAAAAUAAAAAAAAAAAAAAAACGUCGUGCCACGACGUUAAAUAAGGCGCUUCUUGGGAGGCAACCCAAGUUUGUAUUUUGAUUAUUUUCAAUUUUUUUUGUGUGUGUGAGAAACCUUUCAAAAAAAAAAAAAAAAUAUCUGGGGAGUGGACCCGGGCGGGUAUCUGAUUUCACCCGGCCGGGCGUGUUCGUAAAAAGGCACCUGGAACAAAAAAAAAAAAAAAAAAUCGCCCGGGCAAAUAAUUUUUUGGCAAAACCCGGCCCCUGGAGUAAAUUACCCGACCGGGUACCUUUAAUACACCCGGCCAGGCAUUUUUGACAAAAACAUUCUGGAUAAGCGGAAGUUAGGCCCGACCGGGUACAUUACCCCACCCGGCCGGGCGUUGGGAAUUUUUUCAAAAACCGAGAUGGCAUCCUCUUCUUUCUCACUUCUUCUUCCGCAAACACGAACCAAACUCCGCCAAAACACCAUUUUCAAACUCCAUACAUUUGAAUCUUCUCCAUUUCUACACCAAAUCCAUCAAAUAAACCCACCUUCUUCAUCUCUUCAUCACCCUCUUCACUACUACACCCAAAAAAAAAAAAAAAACUCCUAAAAAUCCAAAUCCCCUUACUCCACAAACAACAAAAGCCGAUAUUUCCUCAACCAAAAAGAAAGAAAUGACACCAAAAAAGGCAAAGAGAUUCAUUCUCUUGGACAUCUCGGACACAAGCACUAGGGACAGUGCUUUGAUUAGCUUGGGGGGAGAAUUUCAUGGAAAACUCACAUUCACACUCUGUAUUCUUGAGUUAUUUUCAAAAAAAAAAAAAAGAAGAAGAAGAAGAAAAAAGAAAAAGAAAAUAAAGCUUGUUAAGUUGAAAACCUGAAAAGGCAACUUAAGCAAAAAUAAAGCAAAAAUAAGAGUGAGUUGUGAGGAUUAAAACAAAAAAAUGUGGGAAGCUGGGAUGAAAACCCGAAAGGGCACCUAGGCAAAAUGAGAGAAUGAGAGAAAGUACUUUCUUUUAUUUCUGCAGGAUCCUAAGGGUAAUGAAACAAAAAAAAAAACUGAGGUUGAUAAGAAAUAUGGAGUUAAAGACCCCUCUUUACUCUUAUAUUUUUGGGGAUAUUUUUUUGUGUUGUUCUAAGAACACACGUGGAUGUUGGUGUUGAUACUCUUGUCAUUUUAAGGACUUCUUGGGCUAGGAUUUGGUUUACUCGAGACGAGUAAAGGUUCAAGUGUGGGGGUAUUUGAUAUGCACUAAUUAGUAGUGCAUAAGUGUAUGUUUUUAUGUUUGAUUUGUGUGUAUUGUUUAUCGUUUUAUUUAGUUUGUAAACAUUUGUGUGAUUUUAGUUGUAAUUGUAUUUUAGUUCUCAUUUGUAAGUUGUAAAGUAGAGUUAGGAUUCAUGGUGUUGGAAAGGAAGACUUUGAAUGUGAAGAAAAAUAAUUCUUGGCUGCCCAGGACAAAUCACCCGGUCGGGUGAGGUAUUGCACCCGGUCGGGUGAGACAUUGAAAUGUGAAACUGCUCAGGAAAUUACAUCACCCGGUCGGGUGAGGUAUUUCACCCGGUCGGGUCCGACUUGACCCGGAACACCAGAACGUGCCGAAGAUCACCAGAACGUGGAGGAUAUUUGAUUUUGACAUGCACCCGGUCGGGUGGGCACUUUACCCGGUCGGGUACCCGGCCAAAGGUGUUGAAAAACACCUAUAAAUAGCCCCAUUUUCCUUCACAAAUAAUCAUCCUUUCUUCCAUACUCUUAAGCUCAGUUUAGAUUAGUGUUUUCUUUAUAUUUUCUAUCAUGUUUAGUCUCCAAAUGAGGAGCUAAACUCUUCCAUCUUGGUUUUGCUCCUUUGAAGCUUAAUGAAUUUACAGCUAUGGUUUGAAGUUGGGAAGCUUCGACGAACAAGAACAACCAAGGAUCCGGCGACUCAGCUAUGUUCGUUGGGAGGCUUCGAUGGCG
Molecule: messenger RNA, 7039 nt
Organism: Cuscuta epithymum
Lineage: Eukaryota; Viridiplantae; Streptophyta; Magnoliopsida; Solanales; Convolvulaceae
Source: the annotation of a GenBank genome assembly